Molecule: messenger RNA, 3744 nt
Organism: Ylistrum balloti
Lineage: Eukaryota; Metazoa; Mollusca; Bivalvia; Pectinida; Pectinidae
Exons: 18
Coding region: 25-3732 (1235 amino acids)
Biological process (GO): spindle assembly
Cellular component (GO): HAUS complex; mitotic spindle microtubule
Molecular function (GO): microtubule binding
Source: RefSeq, a predicted model, not a curated record
UAGAUUUGCAAGACAAUUGUCAAAAUGGGUGACACACUGGAAUUGAAGCAGAUGCUGUUUACCAACCUACAGCUGUUGGGCUUUGAUACUGGAGCGAUGGAAGCCUCAUAUUGUGUACCAUUUAAUAAAAAUAUGUUUAACCUUCCAAACAAAAAAGGAGCUGAAGUAGUGUUAUAUUUUCUUUUUAACAAACUCAAUCCAAUUAUGUGCAGAGAAGAAUUCAGAGACUGCUGGCCUGUACUUGAUAAACAACAAGAGCAACAGUUUCGCAGAACAUGUCACAAUUGGCUGGUAAACAUUACAAAGACAGAACCAGAUACACACCUGCCUAGAAUUGUUGCCUCACAUUUCAUGUCUCCAGGAGGGGGAAAAUUUUACAAUCUACUGUUUCACUUCUCAGGAUAUGUAUUGAGGACAGUAAUACGAACAGAAAAUGGUGUUAAAGAAUUUGAUCAGCUGCGGUACCCUCAGUUGUCCACUCAAACUGCCUCUCUUGGAGAUGUGAUGGCCAAAAACAUUCAGUGUGCUGUAGCUCGACUCCGGAAGAAGUUUCUUGAGGAGUCACAGACUACACUAGUGCUAAACAGAGAGUGGAAGGAAUAUGCUAAUGAACUGGUGAAAGACUAUCGGAAGUUGUCCAAGGAGGUGAGAGAAGGAGAACACCUAGAACGAGUGGUAAAACAGCAGGCUGCAGAGGCUGCUGUGGUACGAGGCAGUCCUAUGAGGAGGCGGCAAUCAGACAGUUAUGACAAUGAAUUGGAUCCGCAGUCUACCAAACGCACUCAGAGAAUACAGCAGGUACGUGACAUGUGGAAGCAGGUCAAUGAUUUCUGUGAGCGUGAGGCUGCAGAGAGAGAAGUGAUAGAAUCCAUUGUAGACCGAACCAUGAGUCAACAUAAAAUUGAUGCUGCUUCCAUUAACAUCAAGGUUCCUGACCUCCUUCUUAGAGAAUGUGAGCAAGAAAUCCGGCGGCGACAUGUAGACAACACAUUUCAUGGAGGCAAGCUGAACCUAGUCAGUCUUCUUCAGUUAUGGAAUCUUUGUCUUCACUUAUACAUAGAACGACUACACCAAGUAGGUGUACCAGACUUUACAGAGGAAAUAGGAUCUGUCACCAAACAGGUCCAUACUAACCAUGCUUACCUGACAAAUACAAGGACUCUGAAGAAGGAACUGGCAAACAACCUGCCAAAACUGAAGGAGUCUGUAGAGCAUCUCCGGGAAAGUCUGGAUAGUCACACUAUCCAGAACAGCACUCCACGCAGUGAACGGUCAACAUCACUUGGCUUGGGAUUGUUAGAGCCAUCACCCUCAGUAUCCUUUACCCCUGGGCAAGCUACAACUGGGGACAUGCCUGAACCAUCUGCUUUACGUCGCACUCCCCAAAAUGAAACAACUCCAGAAGCUGCAAGUAAGUUAGCUGAAGGUGUAUUGAAGACUGCAAGACGAGUUAAAGGAAAACUGUUCCAAGGCUCUCCUGAGUAUGUUCCUCAAGUCAACAUCAACUCCUCAAACACUAAAAAGAAGGUUCCAAGUACUAAGGUUCCAAGAAAAGUCAGUAAAUUACAGAAUAAGGGGACAAAAGCAAGGAAUCCUCCUGUCCAACGACAAUCUACCCCAACCAACAGUAAAUCCUACACUGCUGUUUUCCCCACACAUACAGCAGGCAAUGAGAAUUCGUACCAGAGUGCUACAUCAUCAUCUCGAGAACAGUCCCUCAGUAGUGGAGAUCGUACUCUGACUGGCAUCACAAGCUGUACAGGAGGCAGUCCCACUUUAGACAAUACUUCCCCGAAACACCCUUCCCCCAGGACACCACCCACCCAGAUUCAGAGGUCACCAGUCACAGAAGCUCUCUCUCCAAGUGAUGUCAUUGUCAACAGAAUGAUGGCUCCCAACUUCAUAGAUCAGUCUGAUGAGGAAGAUUUUAUCAUUACAUGCGUUAAAAAGCCUGGAGAGUCAAGUGGAGAAGUGUUGUUGCCAUUAGGUGUAGAAAUAUUCCCAGAGCCUGUGAUAUCUCCAAGUCAUUCAGAGACUAACCGAUCACAUCAAUCUGCAAGUCUACAAGACUCUCCGAGGCAUGCGAAAGGCAAGCUAUCCAAUUCCAAGGAUGAUUCCCUUUCAUUUAGCUCAGAGAAUUUGAAGUCAAGGAGAUCUCCACUGUUACCAGAGUUCAAUCAUUUAAGCUCACAGAACUCUCCAAAGUCACCAGCAUUGCAUCCAUCAAACUCCUGUCAUGAGUCUCCAAAGUCUCACACUUCUCAGUCACUUUUGGAAAGUUUGACAGGAAAAGGAUCCCCACACCAUUCUUUAGCAAGAUCACAGAAUUUGGACAACUCAACCAGAUCAGAAGAUUCACACCACUCUCAUCACUCCUCCAUGAAAGGAAGUGUCCACUCUCAGGCCUCCAUGCAAGGAAGUGUCCACUCCAUCAGCUCUAGCUUGUCCCGGCCUUCAGGCUUACUAGGAGGAGAUAACCAAUCUCCCAAUAAUAGCCUUCAAUCUGGCCAUUCUGGCGGACUGGAUACUUCAAAGUUAAGAUCAAUGACAUCUGAUCUGUUGGGUAAAUCUGUUGAGCUGGAUACUUCAAAACACACCCUUCAGAAUCUCCAUGAUUCUUCCUUUGAGCUUGAGCAGCCAGAGUUCCUGCCAUCAGAUAGGAGUGACAAAGAAUCUGUUCACUCUGGACUUCCUCAGUAUCAUUCUGACCAUUCUCUACCCAUCAGUAAUGGACCGACAUCCUCCUUAAGACUAGACCUUGAGUCUCAAGAAGCAGAUGACUUGAAUCAAUCUGACAAUUCUUGUCCAACAUCUGCUAGGGCUUUAAUGAAGUCGCGCAUGGAAGUGUGUGACAUCCUACCAGAGGCUGACCAGCCAGAACCAAUGCCUAUGAUGAUGUUGGCCAGUCCUUUGUCAAUGGAGGUCAGGGGCAUGUUCAAGGAGGCCAUGCAGGACACAGAUACACCAAAAUCUAAAUCAGGAAACACAACCAAUCACUCCUUCACAGGUAAGAAUACAACAGGAACUAGAACCGACCUAGGAGGUGGAGGAGAUGGGACCUUCACUAUGUUUGAAAGUCUAGGUGAAAUGGAUGAGGAGCAACUAGAGGACAUCCAACUCCCAAACAUGUCUAUUGAUGACAUCACGGAUGGAAUGCAAGGCCUUUUUGACAUUCAAGGGAAAUCACCUAAGGUUGACCUUAUCCCAGGAGUUACAAGUCUGGAUAGUGUACAUACUGGAAGCCUUGGUGAUAAAGUGCAUGCCAAGCCCAAUUUCCCUUUGACUGACAUAAAAGAUGAUAAUGAUAUCUUGAUAUCUCUAACGCCUCAUCAGCCAGUCAUAGAUAAUUCGCUUCACCUACAGACUAGUCCCUGGCUAGCUGACAUGGAGUUACCCUCCACUGGGCAGUGGUCAGCAGACAUCAAUGAAGAUGCGGGUGCAGAGGAUGAUAUUCUUUCACUAGAAGGACAAGAAUUAGAGUUAGUGGAUGAUUUAGAUGAUUCAUUUGUUCCACUUAAAGGUGGCUUCAAGCUAGAAGGGGGCACCCCAAGAAAAUCUCCAGCUUUGUCAAGGACUUCUGAGCAAGCAUCAAGCAGCUUGCCUGUCAGUGGAAGUUCUAUACUUCCUAAAUUUAGCAUGCCAGUUAGUGGAGGUUCAUUGGACAGUGAAAAUCUUACUGCUUGGCUUCAAAAAAUGAAACAAACUAGAGCUAACAUUCUGGGAGAAUCCUAAUGUACCUUGUUU